Messenger RNA from Podospora anserina S mat+, 495 nucleotides. RefSeq lists its product as uncharacterized. Gene Ontology annotation, cellular component: catalytic step 2 spliceosome. Gene Ontology annotation, biological process: protein folding; protein peptidyl-prolyl isomerization. The coding region runs from base 1 to 495 and encodes 164 amino acids. NCBI's taxonomy places the organism in Eukaryota, Fungi, Ascomycota, Sordariomycetes, Sordariales, Podosporaceae. The record is from RefSeq and is a predicted model, not a curated record. The transcript has 3 exons. Gene Ontology annotation, molecular function: peptidyl-prolyl cis-trans isomerase activity.
AUGGCGCCUACAAACGUCGUCCUCGAGACCACCAUGGGCAACAUAGUUUUUGAGCUGUACAACGACCACGCCCCCAAGACGUGCACCAACUUUUCCACCCUGGCCCAGCGGGGGUAUUACAACGGGACAAUAUUCCACCGCAUCAUCAAGGAUUUCAUGAUCCAGGGGGGUGACCCGACGGGCACAGGGAGAGGCGGGGCGAGCAUUUACGGGGAGAAGUUUGAGGAUGAGCUUAGGGGGGAUUUGAAGCACACCGGGGCUGGCAUCCUCAGUAUGGCCAACGCGGGCCCAAACACCAACGGGAGUCAGUUUUUCAUCACGUUGGCUCCGACGCCAUGGCUGGAUGGGAAGCAUACUAUUUUUGGGAGGGUGAAGAAGGGGAUCAGGGUUGUGCAGAGGAUGGGGUUGGUGCCGGUUGAUAAGGGGGAUCGGCCGGUGGAGGAGGUCAAGAUUGUGAAGGCUUAUGUUACGGAGGAGGGGGCUGAGGAUGAGUAG